UUAAGUUCGAAACUAAAGAAAAGGAUAUCCGGCUAUUGGAGUUGGUCGCUACAACAAAACACCGUUAUAGAAGAUGAGAAAUUUCAAUGAGCGGUAAAACAGUUUUGUCUCGCCAUGACUAGUUGACAAUCGCAGCAUCACGGUAAAUCAGAGCACUGAUAAUGGAUGAGACUUCUAUUGAGAGACAGGCUGCCCCAGACCCUGUGGAUGUAGCUGAUGGAGUAAACUCACCUGGAAUAAAACAGUCUGAAUCAGAUUACAUUUAUAAUGAUGAUUUUGAAAAUGCUGACUUUAAUGAAGAAUCAUCAUCAAGGUCUUCCAGUUUAACAACUACCUCGGAGAAAUCUGAAUAUACUAAGUCAGAGAAAGGUGAGCUUGAGACUUCAGGCAAAGCUGGUUCUGAGAAAGACGGAAAAGAAGGACAACCAGCCAAGUCUCCACGCUCGCCAUAUGAUGACCAACAGUCGGACGAUUCGGAACCGGAGCCAGAAGGUGAUCACUACAUUUUCACAGAGGACCAAAAAAGAGCCAUGAUGGAGCUCAUGGUCCAGAAAGAGGAAAAUGGGGAAUAUCCAGACGAUCCCCCAGAGUACAAUGUUAAAGAACGGCUCAAAGAGCUUAACGAUGAGCUAGCUAGAGAGCCAUAUCCAGAGGAGGAUGAUCGAAAACAUCGUGUGGAUUUUAAGGAGGAACUUGUUGAUUUAGUAGCACCUCCAGCCCCAGACACCAGUGAUGAUGAAACUCCACGAAAAACUAUUAAAGAUGAGUCAGACAAAGAGCAGCCUUUUAAUAACAAGGCAAAUUCUGAUGGCAGUGAAAAAAAACAGUUUGUGAUUGAACGAGAUGGGAAGUUUUUCAUUCUGGCUGCUCAUGAGCUGACUGCAUCAGAGCGAGCCAUGCUAAAUGUUGACAAGGAUGGCAAAGCAGCGCAUGAUGAUGUUGGUGAUCAUAAUGACAACCGCAAAAUCAAAGUGAGAAGUAACGACAAUUUUACUGCCGAAGGCAAAAGAGACCUCAAACCAACUCCUCCUUUGAAGCCCAGACCAUUCACUGCCCAGCCAAAAAGCCAGUCAUCAUCAUCAAGCUUGCGCCCGAGAUCUGCAGGUUGGAAUUAUGGUAUGUCUCCUGAUGAGAAACAGCGUGCAAAAGAGAGAGCAAAACUGCGAGAACAAAGGCAGCAGGAGGAAGAAAGAAGACACAAGACAGAGGAAGAGUAUCGCAGGAAGGAGGCUGAAGAUGCCUAUCAGGCAUGGCUGCAACAAAAGUUGGAAGUGCUCAGAAAGACUAAGGAUGAGGAAGACAAGAAAAAGCAAACGGCUGCCAAGGAAGAUAAGUUGGACAACGAUAAUGAGAAAAAACAGGAUGCAGUGGAAGGUUAUCCUCAUAUUCCAUAUUUGGAGGCCUUCGAGCCAAUCUUCCGGUUAAAGAGUACAGAAAAUGAGAAAGCGUAUCAAACUUGGCUCAAGGAAAAGCAGGGGCAAAUGAAACGAGAAAAAUUGCUGAAAAAACGACAAGAGCAGGAAAUUCAAGAGGGCUAUUACAUACGCUCUCGCGAAGAGUGUGAUAAAGCAUACAGAGAAUGGCUGAGGAAAAAAUAUGCCGAAGUUCUCAAGCAGCGUUCAGCAGAAAAACAACGAAACAAGACCUAUCGUAUCCUAAUGAGAAAGACUCGUAAAAAUGCCAUGAUGGUCAGAUCCAUUCAUCAGGCUCAAGCAUUUCGUUAUGUUGAUUAUUAUGGUGGGGAAUAUCAGUCUGUGUUGAAGACUGUGGCUUUACCUGAGAAUUUGUCUAUCCACACCAUAUAAAUUGUAUGAAAAACAACGGAUGUUAUAUAUUUAAACCCUCUUUUAAAUAUCUUUAGUUCUUUGACUUUCAUAAAUAAGAAUUGACAGUUUGUUAAACAAUCUACAUAAUUUUUUUCUACACAGUUAAACAUUUUGAUACAACAGCUAUGUAAGUGAUUGUCUUUAUUUCUGUUUAUAGCAGACUGGAAAUUUUGAACAGUUGCUUUUACCAGUUAAAAUAUAUAUAUACAUUAAACUAAUAGAUUACUGCCAUGGUCUAAUUUUUCAAAAAUUCCAAAACUUAGUAAGUUAACAAGAUAGUGAGUAUUCAUGACUAUGCAAUGUAAUUACUACUAAUUUGUCAAUUAGUUUAUUUUUAAUUGUUUCAGAAAUCCUAAGAAACAAAAAUCUGUCAGCAGGUGUUAGGAAUGGAUUCACGAAAGUAUAACUGAUGCAGGAUACUGCGGAUAAUCAAUGUAACUUGAAUCUUGUGUAGUUAAUGUAGCCCUUAGACUUGUUUUCCCCACAUCUAGCUGAUGUCACUAUCAAAAAUCUGCUCUAAAUUAUAAUGAGGUGUAAAGUCCCCAUAACAAUAAUACAGUAACAAGAUUUGUUAAACUUUUUAUACGCAGACUACAGUGUGGUAAGAGAAAGAAAAGGGGAGACUAGUCAGUGCUGUUAGAGAAAUUAAAAAAUUUAUUACACUCACCCUUUUUGACAUUGAAUUUGGUGUGAAAGGUUUCAGCUCUGUACUAACCCAGGCACCAUACUUUUUCAUUGGAAAUGAUGUUGAUGUGUUUAGUACAGAGUCAAACACACUGGAAUUCUGGGUAGCCUAGUGCUAUAGCCAUUGUCUCUUGUGAAUGGUGAGGGUUUUUCUCAGAGUUUCUCAUCAAACGUACUUUUUGUUCAGUGUCAGUUUAGCAUUUAAGGAACAUUUCCCAUUUUAGGUAGACUGAUGGUUGUGGGCUCUUCUCUCAGAGUUGCUCAAAUCUUUAAUGUCACUCCUAUUGUCAAGCCUGUUUCUCACUUGUCCGCAAAAAGGCAUGUGUAAGUUGCUCCCAGAUCUGGCCCCUAAUAAACCUUGAGGAGGUGGACUGGCCAGUGGUUAAUCUGCUUGACUAUUAAGCAGAAGGGAGAACUCUUCCUGCCCACCCAGCAGAUUGCUAGUCCCUGAUUCCCAGGGAAGGGAAAUGGGGGUGGAGGGAGAGGGGAUUUUGAGUCGAAACAUUUGUAUUUGUUCAUUACAAUAUUUUUGAGGGUAUCAACUCUUUGACAUGUUUCUGUUUCAACAGAGAAGUUCUUCGAGGCUCUUAUAAAUCAAAAUGAGAAUAAUAACUUUAUAUAUUUUUGAAAAUUUGUUGUUCUUCUAAACAUAUUUUUGAAGAAUAAAAGUAAGUGCAACAGAGAGUUGAUUAUGUAUUAUUGUGCUAUAGAAAAAAAGAAGGGGAAGAAAAUAUUUUAAUUACUACUUGUUAGUAGUAUAAUAAAAAAAUGUCUCUGUAUAAUAAAAUGUCAUCAUUUUCAAAUUUUCUUAAUAUAUUUUGCAUCUUUAAGCAAAUAUUGUAUUUUCAAAACAUUUACUGCAAUUUAAAUAUUCAAAACCACAAGCGUGCAUGCUAGAAGCUGUGAUUGCAUAGACUCUUGAUCGAAAGAAGCUACUAGUUCCUAUAAUAGUUGAAACUGAAAGAUAUUGCCAUUAGGUUCAGAACCAGCAGAUCUUAAAUAGAAGCCUUCAAAUGAAUGCUGUAAUAUCAGUGCAACUUGGGAGCUCUUGCAAACACAUAUAAUAUAAAUAAAAUCUAUUUUGAAAUUGUUUCACUUACUGCAGGACUGCUUUUUUCUGUUUGACAAACUUCAUUGACUUUUCAGUUUUAUGUGAUUAUAAUUGGGGCUGACACCCUGAAAGGCAGUUGCACUGGCACCACGCAGUGCCUAUCAAUAAUUUAUAUCUCUAAUGUAUGUUCAAAUGUAAUGGCAGGGUAGUGCCUUCAGUGCCUAUAUCAUCAACUCUUAGUUCUAAGGUAUGUAUAUCUUUCUCUUCAAAGGGCAGUCUCACUGCAGUGCCUGUCAUCAACUUACAUUUUUUAUGUACGUACAUAUCUAACUGUAGGACAGUCACUGCAAUGUAGUCAUCUUUCAUUUCUGUUAUAAAUACAUGUCCACCACAGCCACACACACAGAGGACUUACAAGGGUGAGUCAAUAUAUCUAGAAUACUGCUUCUACAAUACUUUACUUCAGUAGAAAUGUAAACUUGCAAUAACAUCAUUUUUCAACAUAGUCCCAUUGCUUUUCACUGUCACUGCACGAGCUUCUUUAUGCCCUUAAAGAAAACACAGUUUUGGGCUGAGCAGCAAGCCAGGUAUGCACCGUUUCCUUCAGCUCUUGGUCCAAAGCGAAUCGACGACCCCUUAAUGUCUCCUUAAGUGUACUAAACAGGUAAUAGUCUGAACUGGUGAGACUAUACAGAGGGUGAGUUAGUACUGGAAUACUCAGAUCUGACUUUCUGGAGGGUCUCACUAACAUGGGCAGCAGUCUUGUAGCAACAGCGUCUUUCGACACCUUUCCUCAGCGUUUGCUAUGAAUUGCAGGCUCCAGGCAGUCGAUAAGCAUCUCUCUGAACACUGUUUAGUGUAGGGUCUCUGUUCUGAUGUUCUGUCUAGUACUAGUCGGACAGUGUUGUCAACAGAAACGCCAAUUCAACUGCAUUGUGGAGAAAUGUUGACUCACCUUCAGCUGCUCUGAUAUAAAAAUGUCUAAAUUUGUCAUGAGGCUAGAUGAAACCAACAUGAAUUUGGUACAGGCAUUGAUCAUCUCGUCAUGCGCAAUAUGGACAUAAGCACCCAAUAAAUUAAUUCCCCCUUUUAAAUUAGAGUUUCUAGCUCUUAGCACCCGAACCUCAAAGUGCCUAAGUUUCUGAGGUACAAGCAUUUUCAGCUUUCACCUGGAUGCCUGCAUCAUUUCUCAGAUGUCACAAAGGCGUUUGCUCGCUGAUCUGGACCAUCUCAUUAACAUGUUUGAAAAUCUGCUGCUUUGGUUAUACCUUCAGAAACGUCAGUGGCAUUUAUUAGGCCAAUUCCUUUUAAAAUUCUAAAACAAAUCUUAAAUACAACAUUUUUUGAAAAAACUAUGACAGCACAAUAUUCUUUGAACUUUCUAGCAACUUCAAGCUUAAUCUCUUGCUUGAAGUCUCUGUUCUCUUUGAAUGUCUCAGAUGUGGAGCUGUAUAUUUCAUUCUGUAGUUUGACAGGGAAUUUGUAUCUACAUUAGUCACGGACGUUUCAGUAAACGUACACCUGACAAGCCAAAGAAGAUGUAAAGUAGAUAUGAGAUUUUAACUGAGAUUUGUGUGUUGUGUAUCAGUGUCACAAACUCUUGAGUAGGACAUCGCUUGCAAGCUGCGAGCUCGCCUUUUCUUGUAUGAAGCAACAACAUCUGUGAUAUGAUUAAAGAGUAAAGAGUAUUGUUCGUU
Messenger RNA from Pomacea canaliculata, 5258 nucleotides. RefSeq names its product coiled-coil domain-containing protein 181-like. Bases 162 to 1805 code for a protein of 547 amino acids. NCBI's taxonomy places the organism in Eukaryota, Metazoa, Mollusca, Gastropoda, Architaenioglossa, Ampullariidae. The transcript is spliced from 10 exons. The record is from RefSeq and is a predicted model, not a curated record. Gene Ontology annotation, molecular function: microtubule binding.